This is a messenger RNA of Chionomys nivalis (European snow vole), 2089 nucleotides long. RefSeq names its product serpin family F member 2 (gene Serpinf2). Bases 47 to 1519 code for a protein of 490 amino acids. Gene Ontology annotation, biological process: negative regulation of endopeptidase activity; negative regulation of fibrinolysis. The transcript has 10 exons. The record is from RefSeq and is a predicted model, not a curated record. NCBI's taxonomy places the organism in Eukaryota, Metazoa, Chordata, Mammalia, Rodentia, Cricetidae. Gene Ontology annotation, molecular function: serine-type endopeptidase inhibitor activity.
AGCAAGGAGAACACUGUGUGCUGCAGCAGGAAGCCCGAGGAGGAACAUGGCACUGCUCUGGGGGUUCCUGGUACUCAGCUUGUCCUGUCUGCAAGGUCCCUGCUCCAUGUUCUCCCCUGUGAGCGCUACGGAUCUCCCAAGCCAGCAGCCAAUGAGUGAACAGGCCCAGCAGAAGCUGCCCCCACUUGCCCUCCUCAAGUUGAGCAACCAGGAUCUUGGUGGCCAUGCUAUCCCGGAGAGGUCCCCAGGAGACUGCAAGGGUACCCCAACUGCAGAGGAGACCCGCAGAUUGGCUCAGGCCAUGAUGGCUUUUACUGCUGACCUGUUUUCCUUGGUGGCCCAAACAUCCACUAGCUCCAACCUUGUCCUGUCACCACUGAGUGUGGCCCUGGCACUCUCUCACCUGGCACUAGGUGCUCGGAACCAAACGCUGCAGAGCUUGGAACAAGUCUUACACAUGAACACAAGCUCCUGCCUUCCCCACCUUCUGAGCCAUCUCUGCCAGAACCUAGGCCCUGGGACAAUUCGACUGGCUGCCAGAAUAUAUCUGCAGAAGGGAUUUCCCAUCAAAGAGGAUUUCCUGCAGCAAUCGGAACGGCUCUUUGGUGCAAAGCCCGUGAAACUGACCGGAAAGCAGGAGGAAGACCUGGCGAACAUCAACCAAUGGGUGAAGGAGGCCACGGAGGGGAAGAUUGAGGAUUUCCUCUCUGAGCUGCCAGAUAACACCGUGUUGCUUCUCCUCAAUGCCAUCCACUUUCAUGGUUUCUGGAGGACCAAGUUUGACCAGAGCCUCACCCAGAAAGACCCCUUCCACCUGGACGAGAGGUUCACGGUGCCUGUGGACAUGAUGCAAGCACAGUCGUACCCUCUGCGCUGGUUCCUGCUGGAGCAACCUGAGACACAGGUGGCUCAUUUCCCCUUUAAGAACAACAUGAGCUUUGUGGUCAUGAUGCCCACUCAUUUUGACUGGAACGUGUCUCAGGUACUAGCCAACCUGAGCUUGGACACCCUGUACCACCCCUCACUGCGGGAGAAGCCCACCAAGGUGUGGCUGCCGAAACUCCAUUUGAAGCAGCAGCUGGAUCUGGUGGCCACCCUCAGUCAGCUGGGCCUGCAGGAACUGUUCCAGGGCCCAGACCUGCGUGGGAUCUCUAACCGGAGUCUGGUAGUGUCUAGCGUGCAGCAUCAAUCUACCGUGGAACUCAGUGAGGUUGGUGUGGAGGCAGCCGCAGCCACCAGCACAACCAUGAACCGGAUGUCCAUCUCCUCCUUUGCUGUGAACCGACCUUUCCUCUUCUUCAUCAUGGAGGAAACCUUAGGCAUACCCCUCUUUGUGGGCAGCGUGAGGAACCCCAACCCUAGUGCACAGCCCCAGCUCCAGGAACAGCAAGAUUCCCCCGACAACAGAGUCUUCCAGAACGAAAAAGCUGACUUCCACCGAGACAAGACCUUUGGUCCUGAUUUGAAACUUGCACCCAUCCUGGAGGAGGAUUAUCCUCAGUUUAGCAACCCCAAGUGAGGAGCAGCCCUGGGCAGCAGCAUCCUGAGUCCCCACCCGGAUCAGCCUCUCAACUCCUGUGACUCUUACCAACCAGCUUUGUGGGAUAGGGUGGGACCUGGGGAGGCCAUCUCCAGGGAGAGGAGCCCUUCUCUUGCAAUAGCUCCUGGGGGUCGGAGGUGGGGUGGGGCCUGGAGGAAGGCAGGCAAAAGGAAUCUUCAUUUCUUCUGAAGGAGCUCAGAGGGGGACCCUUUUGUGGGCUGGGCACUCAUGGAUACAGUUUUAACUAGAGGUGGGUUAGGCCAGUCUCUCACUUAGUUGGGGUCCCUUCAUAUUUGUAAGCAGAAGCCUACAUGUCCCCAAACACCCGGAGCACAGACACCUGCCUUGGUGCUGCCCUCCAUGGGUGGAGGCUGACCUACCCUGACUCUGAUAUGCUUUGCUGACGACAUCCAAGCCCCCACCCAUGUGCCACCAGCUGAGCCACCCCUCUGGUUUUUAGAGAUGCCAACACUGCCAGGAGUCUCCUUCUUCCUCUCUCUUGUCCUCCUCUGGCGGGAAGCUCAGGGGCUGAGGCGGGGAAGGGCCUCU